Pelobates cultripes (western spadefoot toad) is the source of this 3528-nucleotide messenger RNA. NCBI's taxonomy places the organism in Eukaryota, Metazoa, Chordata, Amphibia, Anura, Pelobatidae. The record is from the annotation of a GenBank genome assembly.
AUGAAUCGCAAAGACAGCAAGAGGUGAGCCUGUUAUUGCUGGGUGCCGUGGGAGAUCCUCAUUAAGAGGGUGAUAUGACUAAAUGUGUGGUUUUUCUGCCUGUGUCUGGGGCUCCCAGUCCUCGUGCGGUGGGCUGCCAGGACCCUCAGGGCUCUGGUACACCAUUAUUGGCAUGCACCCAAAGCCAACGAUUCUCCGUGGCUGCUUCCUGAUUCUGUGAACUUUCUGCUUUUUGAGUUUUUGUAGAAAUUAUGAGGAAAGCUGAGUGUGGAAACUUGCUGCUGCAGACCUAGAAAAUCUAAAUUUAUCUUAAAAUACUCAAAAUUGUGACAAUAACCCACUUUGCCAAAUCCAGUGUUCUGGUCUAAAAUUUGACGUUGGGUUUUGAAAUCAUUACAAUACAAUGUUCAUUGAAAGAAUCACAGCAGGUUCAAUUAAAACUGGAUGAAUCGACCAUAUUCACACAGGUGGUGGGUGGAUGUAAUAAUGCAGGUAGGGGUGGGUGUGAGUGGGUAUAUUAAUACCGGUGUGAGAGUGGGUAUAUUAAUAUCGGUGUGAGUGGGUAUAUUAAUGCCAGUGUGAGUGAGUGGGUAUAUUAAUACCGGUGUAAGAGUGGGUAUAUUAAUACCAGUGUAAGAGUGGGUAUAUUAAUACCGGUGUAAGAGUGGGUAAAUUAAUGCCAGUGUGAGUGAGUGGGUAAAUUAAUGCCAGUGUGAGAGAGUGGGUAUAUUAAUACCGGUGUGAGAUAGUGGGUAUAUUAAUACCGGUAUGAGAGUGGGUAAAUUAAUGCCAGUGGGUAUAUUAAUACCGGUGUGAGAGAGUGGGUAUAUUAAUACAGGUGUGAGAGACUGGGUAUAUUAAUACCGGUGUGAGAGAGUGGGUAUAUUAAUACAGGUGUGAGAGACUGGGUAUAUUAAUACCGGUGUGAGAGUGGGUAAAUUAAUACCGGUGUGAGAGAGUGGGUAUAUUAAUAUCGGUGUGAGUGGGUAUAUUAAUACCGGUGUGAGAGAGUGGGUAUAUUAAUACCGGUGUGAGAGUGGGUAAAUUAAUGCCAGUGUGACAGAGUGGGUAUAUUAAUACCGGUGUGAGAGAGUGGGUAUAUUAAUAUCGGUGUAAGUGGGUAUAUUAAUACCGGUGUGAGUGGGUGGGUAUAUUAAUACCGGUGUGAGAGUGGGUAAAUUAAUGCCAGUGUGAGAGAGUGGGUAUAUUAAUACUGGUGUGAGAGAGUGGGUAUAUUAAUACCGGUGUGAGAGUGGGUAAAUUAAUGUCAGUGUGAGAGAGUGGGCAUCUUAAUACCGGUGUGAGAGAGUGGGUAUAUUAAUACAGGUGUGAGAGAUUGGGUAUAUUAAUACCGGUGUGAGAGAGUGGGUAUAUUAAUACCGGUGUGAAUAAGUGGAUAUCUUAAUACAGGUGUAAGUGGGUGGGUAUAUUAAUACCGGUGUGAGUGGGUGGGUAUAUUAAUACCGGUGUGAGUGAGUGGGUAUAAUAAUACCGGUGGGAGUGAGUGGGUGAAUGAUAUAAUAAUACCGGUGGGAGUGAGUGGGUGGGUGGGAAUAUUAAUGCAGGUUGGAGUGGGUGGGUAUGUUAAUACCGGUGGGAGUGAGUGAGUGGGAGCAUAUAUUAAUACCGAUGUGAGUGAGUGGGUAUAUUAAUACCAGUGUGAGUGAGUGGAUGGAUGGGUAUAUUAAUACCAGUGUGGGUGAGUGAGUGGGUGGAUGGGUAUAUUAAUACUGGUGUGAGUGGGUGCAUAUAUUAAUACUGGUGUGAGUGAGUGGGUAUAUUAAUACCUGUGUGAGUGAGUGAGUGGGUGGGUGGAUAUAUUCACACAGGUGGGAGUAGGUAGGUGGGUAUACCAGUAUUCAUACAGGUGGGAGUGGGUGGGUAUAAUAAUAACGGUGUGAGUGGGUGGAUAUAUUAAUGCAGGUAAGAGAGGGUGAGUAUAUUAAUACUAGUGUGAGUGAGUGGGUGGGUAUAUUAAUACCUGUGUGAGUGAGCGGGUGGGUGGAUAUAUUCACACAGGUGUGAGUAGGUUGGUUGGUAUACCAGUAUUCAUACACGUGGGAGUGGGUGGGUAUAUUAAUAACGGUGUGAGUGGGUGGGUAUAUUAAUGCAGGUAGGAGUGGGUAGGUAUUAAUACAGAAGGGAGUGGGUGGGUGGAUAUAUUCACACAGGUGGGAGUAGGUAGGUGGGUAUACCAGUAUUCAUACAGGUGGGAGUGGGUGGGUAUAAUAAUAACGGUGUGAGUGGGUGGAUAUAUUAAUGCAGGUAAGAGAGGGUGAGUAUAUUAAUACUAGUGUGAGUGAGUGGGUGGGUAUAUUAAUACCUGUGUGAGUGAGCGGGUGGGUGGAUAUAUUCACACAGGUGUGAGUAGGUUGGUGGGUAUACCAGUAUUCAUACACGUGGGAGUGGGUGGGUAUAUUAAUAACGGUGUGAGUGGGUGGGUAUAUUAAUGCAGGUAGGAGUGGGUAGGUAUUAAUACAGAAGGGAGUGGGUGGGUGAGUGGGUAUUAAUAGCAGUGUGUGUGAGUGAGUUGGUAUAUUACUACCGGUGGGAGUAGGUAGGUGGAUAUACCGAUAUUCGCACAAGUGGGAAAUAUAAAUACCGGUGUGAGUGAGUGGGCAUAUUAAUACCAGUGUGAGUGGGUGGGUAUAUUAAUACCAGUGUGAGUGAGUGGAUGGAUAUAUUCACACAGAUGAGGCAUGGUUCCAACCUCUCUCUAGUAUAUGUAGGUGAUACUGACUGAUAUACUUUCCAGUAUAUGUGGAUAAUACAGAUUGAGCUCCUAAACAGUAUAUGCUGGUGAUUUUCCCAUUUCUUUGUGUCCUCAGGAAAUCUCGCCUGGACCUUUCUAACCAGACACUGAGCAGCAAUGGGGUAUUUAUUACAAUCAAAGGUCGGCCGAGGCGGAGCAGGAGGAGGAUGACUUGUCCCUCCCCCGCUGAAAUCAAUAAAGCUAUGGUCGCAGUGACGCUAGCACCGCUGGGGAAGGGCUGCACCCUGGAGGAACUGCUGGAAAAGUGCAUUCAGUCAUUCGGUAAUGGCGGCGGGAGUAAAUCCCCAGAAUGAAUUCAGUAAAAUCAAUCUCCACAAGAUUACAUUCCAUGUAACAUAGAACAUGCACCAAUAACGUGUAACACGUAACGCAGCCUUACAUGCAAUACGGUAGCAUUAGAGCACAUGUCCACCUUGGGAGAGGGUGGGGAACAGAUAAAAGGUACUGAGAUAGGAUGAAAAGAUGAUUAUAAUUUCUGUUAUUUUUUUUGUGAAGAUCUGGAAGGGAAUCUGUGGCGGAACGAGGACACGGUACACAUGACACUUGUCAUGCACAGCUGGGUGGUGCCAUCUGAUGAAUUUGCACAAAAGCUUCUUCAGCUAUAUCCUUCUCAGUGUAUGGGGCUCAAACAUAUCACUCUUAUCAAUCCAAACAUAUGUGACCAGUGGCCAGAUGAUACACGUGGAGCCAGGUCUAUUGGUCAGAUGUUGUACGUGGAGCUAGGCCUAUUGGCCAAAAGUUGCCUGUGGAGCUAG